AUGUGGAAUCUCUUUAGAAAUUCGGCCUCCGCAGAUUCUGCCAAGCAGCCACCGUCUCGUGGUCUUCCUGCAUCAUGGUACCGGUCUCCAAGCAUGUUUGAAUUGGAGAGGCGGGCCAUCUUCUCCCGCAAGUGGAUCCUUCUCACCCACUCAAUUCGCCUUAGUCAGCCCGGGGACUACAUUUCCUUCACCUAUGCCGGAUUCCCAUUCUUCCUGAUUCGAGAUCGUGACGGGUCUAUCAACGGAUUCCACAACGUGUGCCGGCAUCGUGCGUAUCCUGUUGUCCAGUCUACCUCAGGGUGUGCCAAGAUUCUUAGCUGCAAAUACCAUGGGUGGUCUUACGGACUGAAGGGCAACCUGGCAAAAGCACCAAGAUUUGACACCGUCCAGGGCUUUGACAGAAGUCAGCAUGGCCUCUUGCCAAUCCACGUACACACCGAUAAAGUUGGCUUUGUUUGGGUUAAUUUACAAGCAGGAGAUCCUGAUAUCAAAUGGGAGGAUGAUUUCAGAGGAGCAGACGAAAAAGCGAUCCUGAGAGAGUUUGACUUUGAAAAGGAGUUCAAAUUCGAUCAUGUAUGGGACAUGGAACUAGAAUCCAACUGGAAAGGGCUGAUUGAUAACUACAAUGAAUGUUAUCAUUGCGCCACGUCACACCCGCUCAUCGCCGGGGUCUCAGACCUUACCAAGUAUCGUGUGGACCCGAGCGGGGAGCGUCUUGAACACACUAUAAUCAACAAAAACAUGGAGGACGAUUCAUUCAGGCGUUCGAUUACGUUUUUUGCACCUUGUACAUCGGUGACAGUCACGGAGCACUUCUUCUACAUUCAACGAAUGAUACCGGUAUCAGCAACAACGAGCAGAAUCGAAAAUGAGAUUUAUCGUCACAGAAAUUCGUCGGAUCAGCAGUUCAAAGCCUUGUGCGACUUCUACGCCCAAGUCUUGGAGGAAGACAAGCAACUAUGCGUCGAAGCACAAAAGAACAUAAACGCGGGUGUGUUCAUCAACGGAGAGCUGCAUCCCGAAAAAGAAAAGGUGUGA
Neoarthrinium moseri is the source of this 1038-nucleotide messenger RNA. RefSeq lists its product as uncharacterized. The coding region runs from base 1 to 1038 and encodes 345 amino acids. Gene Ontology annotation, molecular function: iron ion binding; 2 iron, 2 sulfur cluster binding. Lineage: Eukaryota; Fungi; Ascomycota; Sordariomycetes; Amphisphaeriales; Apiosporaceae. The record is from RefSeq and is a predicted model, not a curated record. The transcript is spliced from 2 exons.